Molecule: messenger RNA, 267 nt
Organism: Gryllus bimaculatus (two-spotted cricket)
Lineage: Eukaryota; Metazoa; Arthropoda; Insecta; Orthoptera; Gryllidae
Source: the annotation of a GenBank genome assembly
AUGUUACGUGUGCCGAUCCCGCGAAUUCAAGUCAACUACCUGUACCUGGGGCGGCGCUGCGUGACGCGGCAGCAGUGCGAGCGCAUGCGCGACCUGGACCAGGCGACGGUGCUGCGGCAGCGCGAGCAGCGGCGCAACGCGUCGGGCCACGCCCCCGCGCCCGCCGGCGCCCUGGGCGCGGGCGACGCCGCCGCCGCCGUUGCGGACGCGCUGCUGGCCGGUGCCGACGACGCCGACAACCCGCGAUACUGGACCUUCAACGGGUGA